UUUACAUACAUUGUGCGGUAAUGGUGCAAAUAUUCAAGUUCCUGCUAAAAUCCACCAAGGGACCACCGCGUGCACACUUUCGACCCAGCUUUCUGGACACAUUACGGCUGACGGUACGCGGUGGACAUGGCGGCAACGGAUUGCCGAAAUAUGGUGGAGUGGGUGGUCAAGGCGGUUGCGUCUACUUUGUGGCCAAGGAGGGUGUGACGUUGCGUAAACUGGCGCAGAGUGUUAAGGACAAACGAGUGGUAGCUUCGGGUGGAGAGGACAGCAGCAAGGUGUGCAUAUUUGGACGUCGCGGCGUCGAUCAGCGCUUAGAAGUACCCAUCGGCGUACAAGUGUACGACGAGCAGCACAAAUUGCUGGGCGAUUUGAACGAACCGGAUGCCACAUGCAUUGCAGCCGGUGGCGGAGUAGGCGGCUGUGUAGGUAACAAUUUUAUAGGGCGGCCCGGCGACAGUCGUACCGUGAAUCUGGAUCUCAAGCUGAUAGCGGAUGUGGGUCUGGUUGGAUUUCCAAAUGCUGGUAAGAGCACGUUGCUAAAGGCCAUUUCCAAUGCGAAGCCGAAGAUUGCUGCGUAUCCCUUUACCACAAUUCGCCCACAAAUUGGCACCAUUGAGUACAGCGAUCUGCGUUGCAUUAGCGUCGCUGAUCUUCCCGGCCUUAUUGAAGGCGCACAUGCAAAUUUUGGCAUGGGUCACAAAUUCCUUAAGCACAUCGAGCGCACUCGCCUGCUGCUCUUCAUGGUCGACAUUUUUGGAUUUCAACUGAGUCAGCAGCACCCACACCGUGAUUGUCUAACUAAUAUUUAUGCGCUGAAUAAGGAGCUGGAGCUAUACGAUGCCAGUUUAUUGGAGAAACCCUGCGUGUUGCUGGUGAACAAAAUGGACCAGGAGGGUGCUCAGGAUAUCUGGACUAAUUUGAAGCCGUGCCUGAACCACUUGGAAAGCCAAUUGGCGCAGUGCCCCGAGGAGCUGCGUCCAACACAAGUCAUAAAAUUCGAACGCAUAUUGCCCAUUUCGGCGAAGAAUUUGGGGCGCGUAGCGAAAGUAAAAUCCCAAUUGCGAGAAACACUCGACAAGCUAGCAGAACAGCAUUUUGUGGCCGAUGGCGAGCACCUAAGGGAGGAACUUCAGCAGCGGGUGGGAGUGCGGGGUCCUAAAAUAACCUAAAGAAUCAAGUACUUAGUUGUAGUUGUAGUGAAUAAAUAAAAUUGUUUUAUAAAACUUUUAA
This is a messenger RNA of Scaptodrosophila lebanonensis, 1233 nucleotides long. Its product is annotated as GTP-binding protein 10 homolog. The coding region runs from base 21 to 1172 and encodes 383 amino acids. Lineage: Eukaryota; Metazoa; Arthropoda; Insecta; Diptera; Drosophilidae. Gene Ontology annotation, molecular function: magnesium ion binding; GTP binding; GTPase activity. The record is from RefSeq and is a predicted model, not a curated record. The transcript is spliced from 3 exons. Gene Ontology annotation, cellular component: mitochondrion.